UGGUGGAAGCUGUCAGUCAGUGCCAGGCUGCAGAGGGGCUCCAGAGAGAGGGAGAUGUCAGAGGCUGAGCUGCCUCCUCCCUUCAGUAGCAUUAGUGGGGUUCAGCAGCCAGCAUGGCCACAGCUGCCUCCAGCCCCUACACCCUGCUCAACCCCAGCUCCAUGAUCCACGCGGACAGCCAGGCCAUGCAGCCUGCUAGUCCCUACAGAGGACACCAGAAACUGCUUCAAAGCGACUACCUGCAGAGCGUCCAGAGCAACGGGCACCCCCUCGGGCACCAGUGGGCAAGCAGCCUGUCGGAGGGCAGCCCCUGGUCAACUUCUAUGGAGCAGCAGGACGUGAAGCCUGGCAGAGAGGACCUGCAGCUUGGCAUCAUCCAUCACCGCUCCCCGCACGUCUCGCAUCACUCCCCACACCACAACAACCACGGAAACCACCCGGGAGCCUGGGGGACCCCGGUGUCCCACAACUCCUCCAUCACCAGCGCACAGCAGAUCAACAUCUAUUCCCAAACGGGUUUCACCGUCAACGGCAUGCUGGACCACGGUGGCCUCACGCCUCCGGCCAACCCACCGGGCCAAGGCAUGCACCCGGGCCUCAGGGACACUCUUAGCCCCGAGCACAGCGACCUCGGCGGGCACCACUGCCACGACCACUCGGACGAGGAGACGCCGACCUCGGACGAGCUGGAGCACUUUGCCAAGCAGUUCAAGCAGAGGAGAAUCAAGCUGGGCUUCACGCAGGCGGACGUGGGUCUGGCUCUGGGCACGCUGUACGGUAACGUGUUUUCCCAAACCACCAUCUGCAGGUUCGAAGCCCUGCAGCUGAGCUUUAAAAACAUGUGCAAACUAAAGCCGCUGCUGAACAAGUGGCUGGAGGAGGCGGACUCAUCCACGGGCAGCUCCAGCAGCAUAGACAAGAUUGCAGCUCAGGGGAGGAAGAGGAAGAAGAGGACAUCCAUCGAGGUGAGCGUAAAGGGGGUCCUGGAGACGCACUUCCUCAAGUGUCCCAAGCCGUCCGCGCAGGAGAUCACCUCGCUGGCGGACUCACUGCAGCUGGAGAAGGAGGUGGUACGCGUUUGGUUCUGCAACCGGCGGCAGAAGGAAAAGAGAAUGACGCCGCCCGGGGAGCUGCCGCCGCCGCACGAGGGACCUUACUCGCACAGCGGGAGCGCGGGGGACACGUCCUCGUGCCACGAUCUCUGACCGCGUGAGGAGGAACUCCGGUUACAGACUCUGGAGCGAAGGGACGCAGGCGCGGGGAGAGGGACCACCUUCCUGCCUCCGCUGCCUCCGCUGCCUCCGCCGCCUGUCCCAGUACAGACUCCCGCAGCUGCCUCCAGCACUAAAUCCCAAUAAGAAUAACGGAGAAAUCCACUCAGCCUUCGUCCUUUUUCUAACUGUCAUGAGGGCAUUAUUACAUCACAUUUCAGAUCCCUUUUGGAGCUCGCUUUGUUUUCUCCAUCACGGAUAUAAAUACAAAUAUGUGCCUGAUUAUAUACCUGCCAGCGCCUUUGGUUUGUGUCACCAUUUCCCAUCAGCUCUAUAAUAAUUGCUAACAUGGGAACUGAUGUCUUGUUUUGUCUUGUUGGGCUUUUUCCCCCACAGACUGUUUCAUUUGGAUAUUCAGUGGCGUCAAACUAAAAACAAAAUCCCUUUUUUGUUAACUGAUUUGUUGCUAUUUUUACAACAAAACUGUAAUUAUGUUUUUUUUUUUUUUUUCCAUAUGCAAACAUUAUAUCAGAUGUAGUGAUUCUGCAACAUAAAACCACUUGGAGUUUUUUUUUCAUUUCCUCCUCUCCCUCAUUCUCAUCUAUUUUUCAAUUCAUUAUUUUGUUUUUGUUGUGUUUUUUUUAUUUUUAUAUAUUCCGACCAUAAAAACUGUGUGUGAAACAAACAGAGCCGGGAAUAAUUCAAAAGAUGGGGGGUUUAAUGACGCUGUACACCUGCCUAUAAUUUUACUGUACGAUCAGUAUCCCAAAAUUUUUUAUAAUCUCCAAUACUCCUGUUAUACUCGGUUCAGUAUUUUUCUCCGAUAUUGUACAGUUUUAUAUAUAUCUACCAUUUUCGAGUCAUUAAUUUAAGCAAAUUAUGUUAGUUUAUUCAUGCACUUAAUUAGCAAUGUUUUGAGAGAAAAAAAAGCAAAGAAAGAAGAAAAACAGCCUAUUUUCAUUAAGAUGGAACAGUUUGGCCGCUUUUAUUCCAAAAUUUCGAUGACAGCUCGAGUAAUUAUUUAUUUUCAGUAUAAAGCUUGUAUUAUGUUUUGAAAUAAACAAUGUAUGUUGUAAUAAACAAUUUCCUGAUA
Molecule: messenger RNA, 2304 nt
Organism: Girardinichthys multiradiatus
Lineage: Eukaryota; Metazoa; Chordata; Actinopteri; Cyprinodontiformes; Goodeidae
Product: POU domain, class 3, transcription factor 4-like
Exons: 1
Coding region: 114-1205 (363 amino acids)
Biological process (GO): regulation of transcription by RNA polymerase II; brain development
Cellular component (GO): nucleus
Molecular function (GO): DNA-binding transcription factor activity, RNA polymerase II-specific; RNA polymerase II cis-regulatory region sequence-specific DNA binding
Source: RefSeq, a predicted model, not a curated record